Molecule: messenger RNA, 2471 nt
Organism: Gamsiella multidivaricata
Lineage: Eukaryota; Fungi; Mortierellomycota; Mortierellomycetes; Mortierellales; Mortierellaceae
Exons: 3
Coding region: 412-2097 (561 amino acids)
Biological process (GO): regulation of transcription by RNA polymerase II
Cellular component (GO): nucleus
Molecular function (GO): DNA-binding transcription factor activity, RNA polymerase II-specific; RNA polymerase II cis-regulatory region sequence-specific DNA binding; protein dimerization activity
Source: RefSeq, a predicted model, not a curated record
CCCUCUUCUUAUAGUCCUCCGCCCUUCCUGCUUCUCAUCCAUAUCCCUCUUCUUCAGCGACAUCCUCCUCCUCCCCCUCUCCUCCUCCUCCUCCACACUGUCUCCUCCACCUCCCUCCCUUUCCCCCCCACUUCCCUCCACCCCUCACUUGACUGAUCCAGGCUGGAUCCUUUCUCCCUAAACCCUUUCAUCCUCUCUUCCCACUCCCCGCCCUUCCCUUCCUCCUCUUCUCCUCCUUCUCCUCCUCAUUCUACAACAUCCACUCUUCUCCUUCUCCUUCUCCUUCUCCUUCUCCUUCUUCUUCUUCUCCUCUUUCUCCCUCUAAACUGCCUGUAAACACUCUAAACAGCGCAACACCCCAUCAAGCAGUCGUGCCUUUGAACAAUCGAGAGUAGCUCAAGAAACCACUCCAUGCACCCUACUUCACACACGUCCUUUGUCCCCGAUCUGGACAUGAAUCCGCCCCCCGCAUGGUCCAAGCCCGCCUCCGCCCUGGGGCUCGAUAACCCGCUGAGUCAUCUCCCGCAGUCGCAGCAGCUCCGCCAUCUCCAGGAGCAGAUCCAGCACCACCAGCGGCUACAGCAGCAGCAGUCGCACGGCUACGGAAUUGGUGGCAAAAAGAAGAACUCCCAGAAUGGUUCCUCUCCAACUCACAGCACCGGUGGCAACAACAACAACAAUAGCAACAACAACAACAGCAGCAACAACAGCUCCAGUACCAGCAACAACCGCGACCGUACCGGCGCCUUCCAGCAACAGUCCUUCGGAAGCGGCGGUGGCCACCAGCAUAUCAACAUCAAGAACUCGGACGACAUGGAUAGCGACGAGGACAUUGACGAGGACAUCGACCUGGACGAGGACGACGGCAACAGGUCCGAUGGCCGCAACAGCCAGAGCGACAUGCAGGGGCUCAAUCCUCACCGCAGUCUGUCUCAUCCACAGCUCACCCAGGGCUUUGCCAUCCCCUCCGGGUUCACGGGCCUCACUCCCUCCUCGCCCCUGUCGCCGUCUUCGCCUGGAUCCAUCACCUCCGAGCCCAGCUCCAUGACCGCGUCCAUGCUCUCCCCCGGCCUCCUAUCCUCUGGUUCUGGCUACCCUCACCACAACCACCACUCCCAUAACCACGGCGGCAACACCGGCAACAGCAUCCACGGGAUCGAAUCCUCUCUGGCGUCCCUGGCGUCGCUUUCGGUGAUGCCGACCUCUUCCCCCUCAUCCUCUUCUUCUACUAUGCCCAUGUCGAUGCCUCCCGGAUCCCGUGGUCGCACGGCACUCUCCCCCUCACAUUACUCAAGCCAGAUGGCUUCUACACCCACAACCUCCUCCUUCCAGCCCCAGAGUCUGCCUAUGAUCUACCAUAACCAGUCUUCGGGGCUGAUCACUCACCAUGGUGGCGACGGCGGCGGAUUCAUGCCAACUUCCGUCGCCGGCCAGGCUCCCUCCUUCAGCGCCUUUUCGUCCGCACUGACCCAGCAUAUCCAGCGUCAGCAACAGCAGAUGACUUCUGCUGCCAUGUCGUCCUCGCUUCCUGCCCAUUCGAGCUUCAACUCGCUCCAGCAGCAGCAGAACCAGCAUGCCCAGCAGCAGCAGCAGAAUCAGUAUCACCAUUAUCAUCAUCAUCAUCAUCAGCAGCAGCAGCAGCAGCAGGAGGAGGAUCAGCAGGAUCAGCAGGAUCAGCAGCAGCGAUCCAGGAGCAAGAGUCUUACGAUCCCCGCCCCUCGCAUCGUCCCUCCAGCACGUGUCCUCCCACCGCGUCCCCCACAGACAUCGGCCCCUCGCAAGUAUCAUGGUCGUCAGACGCGUAAGCUAGCGAGCACGCUUCCAACGCCCAAGGAGCCCGUGGAUCCGACACGCCGCGUUGCACAUAUUAUUUCAGAGCAGAAGCGACGUGAAAAGAUCAACGGCGGAUUCGAUGAGCUGAAGAGCGUUAUCCCAGAGUGUGCCCAGAACACGGAUUCAAAGGCUACCAUCCUGCGGAAAGCCGUUGAUUACAUCCUGUCACUGGAGGAUGAGCUCCGCAAGUACGUGGACCUGUAUCAGCUGGAGGCGGGCAGCAACCCAGAGUCCUCCUUGGAAGACCACGAGCGUGAGCGUUAGAUGUGUCACUGCAUGUGGGAUUAUGGGAUGAGAUCAAGGAGCCUGCCUGUGUCGUCUUGAAGAGUUCUUGAAAGCAAUGUUUUUAGAUUCUUACUGGACCAACCUCCAGGCCAGCGUUCAACUCCAUACGUUUCUCUGUCAUCUUUGCCUUUCAUCUUGUACCGUCCACCGUCCACCGUCCACCUUUCACCUUUCACCUUUUUCACUUUUCACUUUUCACCUUUUUCACUGUUCUCUUUCCGCUUUUCAUUCUCGCUUCUUCUUACUUUUCUCUCAAGGAUACUUUCAGUCUUCAGUUCGUGGUAUAGCGGCUCUCACAUAUAGCAACGAGAGCAUAGCUUCGCCCAUUUUAUUCAAUAAAAUCAAUUCCGCAG